GCAUUAUAGUUAAAAUUUAGAAAACGCGAAAAGAAAUCAACUUGAUUGAUGUAGUUUAUUCGAUUUGUGUUUAAAUGCUGAAGAGAUUUGCCGCAGGGAAAAGUUAUAUUGAUGUUGCAAGGAGAGAAUUAUUUACGAUCAUUCGCCAUAUUCACCGGGGUUAUCAUUUUUGAUUCUAGGGUCGACAGAUUCGCGUUUGAGCAUUCAAAACUGCUCAAUUGCGAAAUAAUCCUUACAGUUCCAAUUUCGUAGAUGCAAUCAUUUUGAACUAAUAUAACGAAAAAUUUUUUUUCGCGAUACACAUCGCGAAAUAAAUUUAUUUCCGCCGCGCAGAUUCGAUAGUCUUCGAAUAUCUUCGAAGAUGUCGAAGAUUUUCAUUUCGGGAUUUAUAGCUUAAUAAAUAACUAUUUAAUAUUUCACCAACUGUAAUUAACUUUUCUACAUUGGUACGCGCAAAUAUUGAAUAUUAUACAAAGCACUUAUUAAUAUAGAAUAAAAAGAGAAAAUUCAGCGAUUGACGGCUCUAUAUUAUUGCACGGUAUACACAUAAAAUUAAUUUAUGUUUUAAUCAUUUUAAUGUAUAAAAUGUAGAAAAAAAAGAAUUCAAUUGAUUUCUCUCAUCAUUGUGACGUCACAGAGACCUAACAUGGCUGUGGAGAGCAGAAAGGAGUCUUAGGGACUCGUAACUACGAGAGCAAAGGUCCCUCAGUUAGUCUCUUGAUCGAUAACGCUUAAAUCGUGCCGCGCCUCGGUCGUAUUACUGUCAAUGGCGCCUUUUUUUAGCACGCGCGAUUUGUGUCUCGCGAUGUAAUCAUAUAGUCGCUGCUACACGCUCAAGUCUCAACGCUGUCGAGCCACACUCAGUCGAUCGCGGUCGUCGCUUACGGACGUGUGUCGGUGUGUUCCACCUCGCCGCCUCCAUCCGUGCACGAUAACCAGUCGACGAUGUCCACGCGUACUUGAAAGACGAGAAGCGAUAGAGAGCAUAUGUCACCGUCGUUGGGGCAUACUGGGAACGUUUACUUUUGGCGUCAUCGCGCGGUGAAACCUCGCGCCAUGUGUCUCGUGAGGAAUCGAACGGUCAAAGGUUCCCGACUGGAAUCUAUCGCGUGAGAUUGGAUAUUCAGUCGGCAAAUUUUCAGAGAAUAUAGUUCGAAAUAUUUUCGCAUUCCUGCGACACCCUUAUUGCUCCUAUUCGUCUGACGAGACAACGGAGGUCUACAGAAAAUUACACUGACGACGUGAUUCUCAAAUGAUCAAUGAAAAAGGAUCUGGAACUUGAACGGAAGAACAACAGAGAAAGCGAGAGAGAGAGAUAACGAAAAAAUAUAAGGACAGAAAAGACAUUGAUAUUGUUGGACUUCAACAUUCUUUGUUGUUUGCUGUUUCGAAGGAAAACGCUGCUUUCAAAAGCACCGCCACAUAGCAGUGCGCGGUGCGCCUGUACCCGGUACAACAGAAAUCUAGAAUUGGACUGGAAUGAAAUAACUCCGAGUUUUAAUUUUCGCUCCAAGUAAAGAUGGUAGCUGUACCGGAAAGAGGAUACUUCCAUUGGAUCGAUUGGCUGGUGUUUGCACUUAUGCUCCUCGUGUCUGCCGCAGCCGGCUUAUGGCACUUCAGACGAGCGCAAAAGUCGAACACAGAGGACUACCUGCUUGGAGGAAGGAGCUUAGGACUCUUUCCCGUGUCCGCUUCCCUCGUCGCCAGCUUCAUAUCAGGCGUGACGAUUUUGGGCACACCGGCGGAGAUCUACAACUUUGGCACGCAAUAUUGGAUCACGAUCAUCUCGAUUCUUUUCUCCGGCAUCGUAGUCGCCACGGUGUACCUUCCUGUCUUCACUACCCUACAACUUAACUCCGUUUACGAGUAUUUGGAAAUUCGAUUCGGUCGAGCCGUGCGGAUUCUGAUUUCUUCAAUUUUUGUUUUUGACGUGGUUCUUUACCAAUCGAUCGUUGUCUAUGUCCCCGCGUUAGCGCUAAACCAAGUGAGCGGCAUCAAUAUACAUUUGAUCGGAGGCAUUGUAUGCGUCGUAUGUGUUUUCUAUACCGUUUUGGGCGGUAUUCGAGCAGUGGUUUGGACAGAUGCGUUACAAGUCGGCGUGAUGAUAGCGGCGGUUAUUUCAGUUGCCGCUCUAGGGACCUAUCAAAUGGGAGGAGUGUCUGAAAUUUGGAAUAGGGCCACCGAUGCCAAUCGCAUCGAAUUUUUCAACUUCGAUCCAUCGCCUUAUACGAGACACACCGUUUGGACAGUACUGAUUGGUUCUUGGUUGUACAGUACCGCGUAUAUCGCUGUCAAUCAAACUAUGGUGCAACGAUACAUAUCGUUAAAAAGCACAAAGAUAUCUCAAUUAUCCAUUGCGAUAUUUACUGUCAGCAUAAUGGUGUUUAUUUCAAUAUGCUGUUGGUGCGGACUAGUCCUUCUCGCUUGGUGGUCGCCACCGAAAUGCGAUCCAAGAGCUUCCGGCUUAAUUACGGCCGACGAUCAAUUGUUGCCGGCUUAUGUCAUGGAGGUUGCCCAUCAUUUGCAUGGGAUACCUGGCCUUUUUAUUUCCGGAAUUUUUGGCGCGGCGCUCAGUUCAUUAUCAGUAGGCUUCAACUCGACUUCCGUUGUGAUUCUGGAGGACUUUGUUAAAGGUUGCUUUAAAAUGAAGCCCAACGAUCGCUGUUCCACGAUUUUCGUGAAAACCCUUAUCAUCCUGUUCGGUUUGUUGGCGCUAUGUUUGCUUUUUUUGAUCGAGAAACUAGGAGGGGUUUUAGCUGUAACGGGUAGUUUGGCCGCCAUCGCUGCCGGAACUUCCUUUGGCGUAUUUACUCUGGGAAUUCUGUUUCCGUGGACAAAUUCUAAGGGUGCCUUCGUUGGUGCCAUUGCAGGAUUCAUAAUGUCCGGAUGGGUCAGUUUUGGUGCUAAUGCGGCUAUUGGUUCUGGUCUCGUGGUGCCAAAGAAAUUACCAGUUCCACAGUGCGCGGGAAAUGUCAGCCAACAUUUUUUAAAACAAUUCGAAUGGCCCAACGAAGAUGACGUCUUCCCAUUGUAUCGGUUGUCCUACCACUGGGUUGCCCCUAUUGGCACGCUAGUCGUACUUGUGGUAGGUGGAAUUGUCACCUGGGUGACAGGAGCGCGAGAUCCUUCGUCGAUCGACAAAAGUUUGCUCUCUCCAGUGAUUCACAGGUGGUUACCACGACCAAAAUAUCCAAGAGAGGUGGAUGAAUCGUGUGGACGACCGGUAUCAACCGAUCUACAAGUAUCGGCGAAUUUAUUAUCGAUUGUUCGCCGAAAAUCGCAACCUGACAUUCUAUAGAACAGAACAAACAUUCGCAAACAUAUUGUGAUCAAUCGAUAGAUAAAUACGCAUUACGAGAUAUUUAAAUUCUUUUUGUAGGCAUUUUAUACCUAGGGAAUUUUACCGCUUUUUCAAAGUAUGCAUUUACGAAACAUAAUAUAUUAUAUAUAUAUAUAUAUAUAAUGUACCUCCGAUUAUCAAAAUUACGUUUCAAUUUUGAAUAAUCGAACUAACUGAAUCUAAUGAAUGUUUUACAUUAGAUACCAAUUCAAUGUACUUGGAGUCAAAUGUGUAAAAGAGAAAAUAUAAAAUUAUAUAUUUUUGAUAUGUCAGUACAUACUACAACAUAUGUACAACAUAUGCCAUAUAUAUCAUAAU
This is a messenger RNA of Wasmannia auropunctata (little fire ant), 3658 nucleotides long. RefSeq names its product sodium-coupled monocarboxylate transporter 1-like. The coding region runs from base 1520 to 3298 and encodes 592 amino acids. Gene Ontology annotation, biological process: transmembrane transport; sodium ion transport. The transcript has 14 exons. The record is from RefSeq and is a predicted model, not a curated record. Gene Ontology annotation, molecular function: symporter activity. NCBI's taxonomy places the organism in Eukaryota, Metazoa, Arthropoda, Insecta, Hymenoptera, Formicidae. Gene Ontology annotation, cellular component: membrane.